CAAAGUGGAUAAAGUGCCCAGGCACGAACUGGAAACAAAGGCAUCUUGCCUGCCGCAAGUGGCGUCUGUGCUGAGCCAAGUUGCGGCCAAGGGGCUGCUUCCUUCCUUCCUCGAUCCAUGCGUCAUCAUAAAUAUCCAGCGCUUCCUCUUUAUAAAGGAGCCCCCUGCUGGGGAGUGAAUCUGCAAGCACUGGGCUCCUUGUCUUCCUUCCCAGCAGCUGGCUAACUAAGAAAGUGACGCUGGGAGCCAAGCGCUAUGAACCCCGUGGCAAAGGCAGGUGGUUCCCAACUGCUCUGGCGAGCGUGAAGCUGAGCUCUCUGCUGAGGAGAGCAGGAGGCUUUUGACUCCAGGCCCUGAAUCAGGUUUCCUCUGGAGGGGGCACCUGCCCAGCGACCUGCUCCCUGGUGGCUGACUCUCUGCCCCUGCUCCCUCAGCCCCCGACUCCACCGAGAUGUUUCUCUCCAGACAGAGGGCCACGAGCAAGAAGCCGGGCCCGCUGCCCACCUGUCCCAACGUCCUCACCCCCGACCAGAUCCCCAAGUUUUUCAUCCCCCCCAAACUCUCCACCCUGUAUGGCAGAGCCCCGGGCGGGAGCCCUGGUUCCCAGCAGAGCCCCCAAGGGACCAGGAGCCCAGAGACACACAUCACCCUGAUCAGAGCCGCCGAUCGGCAUGUCAUCCACACACAGGGCCUGCACCAGGACUCUGCGGCUGGGGCAGAGGGUGAGGCUGGCCAGCAGCUCCUCCCUGCCUGCUCCAUGCCCCAGCUCCUCAGCCUGGGAGGCUUCCCCCUCCUACCCGAGAGCCCCCACACACGCCGACGGGAGUCCCUCUUUCACACCGUGUACCCACCCCACCGCGUCUCUCUCGACCUCUCCCCAGAGCCCGGCGCCAGGCUCUCGCCCCCGGAGCUGCGGCCCUGGCGGCCCGUCUCCCAGCCCGGCGCCUUGGACAGCAACACGACCUCCUCUGCAGGUUCCUCGCCCUUCGGCUCCCCGGUGCUGGGGCGCUCGCUCGCCUGCCAGGCCCACUGGGGCCGGCCCCUCUGCAGCCGCACCCCGGAUGCCCAGGCGAUGGGCCGGGCCAGCUCGCUGUGUGCCGAGGAAGCCAGCUCUACGGAUGACAGCCCCAGCCUCCCGCGCCGACAGGCCGAGCCCAGCUGGGGGGCAUCAGCCAGGUUGGCCCCGCCACCCUUCUUCCCCUUGCACUUCAUCUGCCGCCCCGCGCCGGUGGCCCAGGAGAACAUGGUGGCGCUGAGCCAAGGCGGGUGCCUGCAUCUCUCCUCCGAGUACAUCCCGGCCAGCAGGCGCCUGCACGUCCGGCUGGUCAGCGCCGAAGGCCUCUACCCGCGACCCUGCGACCCCCGGCACGUCGGCUGCUGCGUGGCCCUUCAGCUGCGGCCGGGCAAGGCGCAGAAACAGCACAGUGCCGUGGUCAAGAGGAGCCGGAGCCCCAUCUUCAAUGAGGACUUCUUCUUCGAGGGCCUGGUGCCCCACGAGCUGCCCAGCCGCCACCUCAGGCUCAAGGCGCUCAACGCGGGCUGCGGCGUGAGGUGGGACGCCGUCCUGGGCAAGGCCGAGGUCCCGCUGCCUGCCCUGCUGCCCCCCUAGGGCCCGGCGGGGCCACACGGCCGCAGCCCAAGACCUGGUGCUCGGGCCCUGGCUUCUAGCGGGGGCCUGGGAGGAGGGAGAAUGAGAGAGCCAAGGUUUGGGGGGGCUGGAGGAGCUAUGGCUACUGCCCAGCAGCCCACCCGUUCCUCCCCUCUGCCCUAGCCCCAGCCCCGGAUGGACAAGGGCUCGGUGCCCCCAUGCCCCUGGCCCACCAGGCGUGGGGGCGCUCGGUGGGGCCGCAUGCUGGCCCCCAGGCUCCCUGUGCAGGGCGCACAGAGAACUGAUUGUUUAUCUUUUGAUGAUGAAAAGGAGCCUGCACUGCAUGGGAUCCUGGCCAUGGCUGCAUGUGGGGUGGGGAGGGGGGCAGGCUGAGCCGGGGGCACGGGGCGCAGAUUGCAGCAGAGCGAGGGCCAGGGCUUCAUGGAGGGAGUGUUGCGAGCCACCCCUUGCCCAGCCCCCCAGCCCCUCCCCUCCCCUUCAAUUGCCUGCCUCCUUCCCAUUCCCCUCCCAUUGCCCACCCCCGCCCCCAUCCCCUUCCCUGCUCUGACUCCAGCAGUUUCUCUCCACCUGGCAAUGGGGGGAGGUGUCUUGCUCUGCCCGCAACAUGCCCCACCUCUGGAUCCGGUUCCUGCUGCAGGGAGGGGUGGGGGGGAUGGGGAGAAGAGACGGGAUAGCCGAGUUUGCAAAUAGAAGAGAAAGCUGACAGCCAGCAGCCCCCUCCUGCCCCGGGGCUCUGGGCUGGGGGAGAGCACAGCCCCUCCUGGCCGGGGUCUGAACCGGGAGCCUCCAGUACUACAUGCAGGAGGCCCUACUGCCCGCGCUGCAGGUGGAACUCUAGCAACAGCUCCCCGUAGUAGGUUCUUACCCUCUUCUGUGCAUCGGCCACUAGAGGGCGACCUGACUCACACUGCAGGUGCCACAAGGGUAGAAAGCAACAGCCUCCUCCCCCCACCCCGCUCCCCCGGGGUGGCUGAGCGGGACACCCUCAGGCUGCAGGGGGAGAGGCGGGCGCAGGACGAUGUGCACCCCAAUGGGCCUGGCUGGCAUGAAAGGGCCAGCCCCCCUUGCCCUCCCAUGGGGCCUGAGUGAGGUAAAUGAAAGGGCUCCAGCAGGCUUGGCUCAGGCACCGAGGGGUCUGCGCCAGAGCUGGGGCAGGCCAGGGACCCCCCACCUCUCACUGGCUCAGGGCUCCCAGGGGUGCUGGCAUGGGCACCACGCAGCAUCAUUAGUUGCCCUGCGUCUCCUGCGCUGAGCAGCCUUUUGCCAGCCCUGGGGGCACGGACGGGAAACCCACAGGUGGCCAUUCUGGGGGCACCCCACAACAGUCCCUGCUCCGUGGCCAAUUCCUCACAGGGGAGGGGGGAUGGCAGCAUGGGGUGGACUCUGGCCCUGAAGUCGGAGGGCAGACCUGCAGAGGGAGAUUGGAGGGCUUGCAACAGGGUAUUCCACACCUCUGCCCCCCCGGGGUGGGCAUUGCGAGGGGCUUUGGGGCGUUGUUCUCAGGAGAGCGUGCGGCACCCGGCACCGCAGCAACCAGAACGCGCCUGGCGCUGCACGAGCAGCUCUGCUGGCCAGCCUGCACCUCUGCUCCUCGGGACAGGGAGAAGAGCGAAAAUUUCUGGAGAAGUCUCCCCCGGUGGGUCGGAACAAGACCUUGGGGGAGCUGACACAGAGCCCCCAUUGCCAUUGGACCUGAGCAUCUCAUAACACCUUGAUCCUGACAGCCCCCACCCCUACCCCGCAGUGCACUGGGGUGCGGAAGGGGAGAUUGGCACAGAUCUGGGGGGCUGCCGUGCCAGCAGAGAGCAGGGGCAAGACCUGGCACAUCCAGGCUGUAGGGAGCAGGGAGGAUUUAGUUCAUGGCAGGCACUCAGGCCUCAUGGAGGGAGGAAGCCCAGCUAGCAGACCCCUGUGUGUCUCACCCAACCGGUCUCACUGCAGUGCCCCAUGGCUCUUCCCCACUCUGGCCCAGCCCCCCCAACCCCAGUCCCUUGUGCUCCCCACCCCCAACAGAUUCCCCUCCCAGCCAUUCAGCUCUGUUGAUCUUUGCAGCGGGCAGGGGAAGGUUUGUUUGCCAAGGCCCCGCUCUGCAAACAGCAGGAUGACACCGCUGCCCUCCACCCCAACCUCCCCGCCACUGAGAACCACCCCCUUCUUCAUUCCCAUCAGUGGGUCUGUGGGGGAGGGCAUGUGGGGCUCAGAUUGGCGCUGGGCUGGAGAGGAUCAGAACCAGGGCAUGGGGAGGCAUGGCCGGUUUUGUCCCAUCCUUUCCGGCGCGAGAUCCUUGUGCUGCCCCAAGCAGGGUGCGACUGCGACAUUCGGGUGGGUCUAUAGGGGCAAGCGAGGCCCCUAAAUCCACCCCUGAAGGGGCAGGGUGUUGAAUGGGCAAGAUGCCAACUAGCUGGGAAGGAUGGAGUGGCUCAAAACCCUAGACUACAAGCAGCUGGCCCAUGGGCUGGGCCUGGUCUGGCCUGGCCUGGCCCGGCAGGAUAGCUGCUGGCCUGGGGGGGAGUCUGGUGUGCCAAGCCCCCGUGGAACAACGGCAAAAACGGCCUUCAGUGGGAUGCCCAGCAGAGGGCACUGCUGGGCAAAGGAUCGGCCUGGCUGCAGCCCCGUUCCCCACAGUCUGCCUCGGCCCAGCCAAGGGGAAUCAGGUGUAGGGGCUUUUCCUUAAUCUGCGGGGGGCAGAGUGGGGCACUGGGAGUCAGGAGUCCUGGGUUCCAUUCCCAGCUCUGCCACUGGUUUGCUGUGUAGUACUGGGAAGGGCGGGGGAAAGACUCUCUGUGCCUCAGUUUCCCCUCAUAGGCGUUUAGGAGCCAGGGCAGGUUUCUGUUUUUUGUUCUGGGAGGGGAGAGGGGUCUAGUGGUUAGUGGAGGUGACAUGGAAUCAGGACUCCCAUUCCCAUUGACUCACUGUGACCUUGGACAAAUUGCUUUCCUUCUCUGUGCCUCGGUUUCCCCAUCUGUAGAAAGGUCUCCUCGUAUUGGGGUGAUGAGGCUGAAUUAAUGAAUGAAACCCUCCAGUGGAAGAUACUAGCAAAGACAAAGAACCCUUGAUUGUUUGAUUCUCUUUUGAAACCUGUUGAACUGGAAGGAACUGGGCCCCAGGAAUUCUUGGAAUAAACACAGGUAAAGCUGGGGGAAUGUUCUUUAACAAUGAAGCUAGAUCUAUUGUGUAAUUAGAGAAGAAGAAAUCAAGGGAAAUAAUUUUUAAUACCCACUUGUUGCAUCUUGUCUUAGCUUGUCUGUGGCUUCUUUGGGGCAGGGACUCUCUCUCAGUCUGUCUGAGCAGCACCCGGCAUGACAGGGCCCCGAUCUUGGUUACUCUGCAUCUGGGCAGCGCCUGGUGCGAUGGGGCCCUGAUCUUGGUUACUCUGUGUCUGGGCAGCGCCUGGCACAAUGGGGACCCGAUCUCGAUUACUCUGUGAUUGGGCAAUGCCUGGCAUGACGGGGCCCCGCAUCCGAUGAA
Molecule: messenger RNA, 5077 nt
Organism: Dermochelys coriacea (leatherback sea turtle)
Lineage: Eukaryota; Metazoa; Chordata; Testudines; Dermochelyidae
Gene: C2CD4D
Product: C2 calcium dependent domain containing 4D
Exons: 2
Coding region: 452-1609 (385 amino acids)
Source: RefSeq, a predicted model, not a curated record